Anoplophora glabripennis (Asian longhorned beetle) is the source of this 497-nucleotide messenger RNA. RefSeq names its product acylphosphatase-1-like. NCBI's taxonomy places the organism in Eukaryota, Metazoa, Arthropoda, Insecta, Coleoptera, Cerambycidae. The record is from RefSeq and is a predicted model, not a curated record. Gene Ontology annotation, molecular function: acylphosphatase activity. The transcript has 4 exons. Bases 8 to 418 code for a protein of 136 amino acids.
UGUCAAAAUGUUUGUUGUUUACGGUGUUUAUCAGCUGUUUCGGCUGAUAGAGUUUGUGUACAUUUUCGUUAUAUUUACAUUGUUUGCUUGGGUGCUACUUACAUUCGAUAGCACCGAGAUGAGUUCAGAUGAGAAACUAGUUUCCGUAGAUUUUGAGGUCUUUGGCAGAGUCCAAGGGGUAUUUUUCCGCAAGUAUACCGAACAACAAGCCAAGCGUCUAGGACUGAGAGGUUGGUGUAUGAAUACCGUACAGGAUACUGUCAAAGGAGUUAUAGAAGGAAGUCCGUCUAAGGUUGCCGAGAUGAAGCAAUGGUUAGAGAGGACGGGUAGUCCCCAGUCUAGAAUCGACAGGGCAGUGUUCAGUAAAGAAAAGGAUAUCGGCAAGUUCUCGUAUGACAGCUUUAAAAUCAAACGAUAAUUUGACAGACGUCUAGAAAAAAUUCAAGUAUGUAAUAAUUUAAUUAUUUAUUAUUCAGUAUUAAAAUAUUUAAAAACUG